UGAUUCGAACUCACCGCUUCCCCAAUCCCGCCCUCCACCCCUCCGUCAUUCCCGCUGUUUUGAAGUUACAAUUCUCUACCCUCCUCCCUUUUGCUUCCUUCUCUUUCUCUCUCUACAUCAAUUUGUAUCUAUCUUCAAAGAUACAUACACUGUUUGCUUUUCGUCGGUUACUCUUCACUCUGCAAUGGCGGCUUCUGGAGAAGACCUCGACCUUGACCUCAAUCUGACGCUCUCCCAAGUUCAUCUGGAUUCCAAAGCUCCGCGCCUCGUUCCUCCGUCUUGUCGGCCUCACCAUUUCGCUCUCAUUCCUCCUCCUCAUCCUGUCGCCGUCUCCGAUUUUCGCACGGAAUCUCCGCCUCUAGCCUCUGCUCAGCCGCAUUCCGCUCCUCUCGACGUUUUUGUUCCUAAAAAUGUGACUGGCUGCUCUGAGGCUGAUAAUAUUAAAACUCUGACAAUUCAAGUUCAAAAGACUGCUGAGACUGCCAAUAAUUCUCUGCUUCAACAAGCAACUUUUGCUGCAGAAUGCCGUAAAGCAAGGGCUACAAAGCGUGCCAAGUAUGGCACUCAGGGAAUAAACUCAGAUCCUCUUGAUAGCCUUACUGUAGCUGGCAGUUGUCGUUAUGACAAUUCCUUGGGCUUGUUGACCAAAAAAUUUAUCCAGUUGAUCCAGGAAGCUGAAGAUGGCACCCUUGAUCUGAACCGUUCUGCAGAUCUUUUGGAGGUGCAGAAGAGGAGGAUUUAUGAUAUUACAAAUGUGCUUGAAGGAGUGGGCGUAAUAGAGAAAACUAAAAAGAAUCACAUGCGUUGGAAAGGAUUUGAGACAACUGAAUCAAGAGAGUUACAAGAUCAAGUCUAUCGACUGAAGGCUGAAGUUGAACACUUGUAUACUGAAGAUCAACAGCUUGAUUAUUGCAUAAGGAAAAAGCUAGAGCAAUUAAGGGCCCUUGAAUCUGAUUUAAAUUGCCAGAAGAACCUCUUUUUGACAGAGGACGAUAUCAUGAGCCUACCACGCUUCAGGGAUCAAACUAUUAUAGCUGUAAAAGCCCCAUAUGCAAGUUCAGUUAAAGUUCCUGAUCCUUGUGAGGAUGGUGUUUUCCCUGAGAAGCAUUACAGGCUUAUUGUUCGAAGCACAACCGGGCCAAUAGACUUGUACCUCUUGAGCAAAAAAGAUGGGCAACAUGAGGAUGUUAACGUCAAGCAUGCAAUAUCCUCAGAUUCAUUAACUGGGAAGGGUAGCGGAGACAACAAAAUGGACAUCACAAUGUCUUCAGUUUCUUCAGAUACUUCGACCCUGAACACCACAAAGCUAUCCCAGAUUCACAAGAUAAUGCCCUCUCAUGCCAGUUUUGGCGAUGACUACUGGUUGUGCUCAGAUCAGGUGGUCAGCGCAACAGAACUAUGGGGACGCGAAGAUUCUUAACAACAGAUAACAAGUUCCGGUAGCCUAGAUAUGAUGUUGGAACAGCAGAAGAAACAAAGCCUAUAGCAGACACUGUAUAUACUCUAAUUAUACAGCUUUUUGUUUUCUCAGAGCAGUUGAAGGUUGGAUUGACUUGCAAUAGAAAGCAUAUUUAGUUUAGUUAGCAAUAAAUCGGAGCUGGAGCUUUGCUGGAAAUAUUGAAAUAAAUAAUGAAUACAAAAAUAUAAUGUAGCCAUUUUAUAAUGGAAAAAGUUGCGUUCCUUUCUUA
Messenger RNA from Ipomoea nil (Japanese morning glory), 1688 nucleotides. RefSeq names its product transcription factor E2FC-like. The transcript has 13 exons. The record is from RefSeq and is a predicted model, not a curated record. Gene Ontology annotation, molecular function: RNA polymerase II cis-regulatory region sequence-specific DNA binding; DNA-binding transcription factor activity, RNA polymerase II-specific; protein dimerization activity. NCBI's taxonomy places the organism in Eukaryota, Viridiplantae, Streptophyta, Magnoliopsida, Solanales, Convolvulaceae. The coding region runs from base 185 to 1420 and encodes 411 amino acids. Gene Ontology annotation, cellular component: RNA polymerase II transcription regulator complex. Gene Ontology annotation, biological process: regulation of transcription by RNA polymerase II.